AUGUGGAUCGCUCACUACGCCUCGGGCUUGGCUGCAAAGCCGUUCGCGUCUGUAGUUCCCCUCUCUGUCUUGACUCUUGCAGGGGCACUCCCAGACGUCGUCUUCUUCAUCCUCCAAUUCUCCGGCAUUGAGACCUUCAAUCUCGACCCCAGCCUCCAGAGACGUGGAUGCUUCCCGUACUCCAACGAAUAUCCUUACAGCCAUUCGUUGCUCGGAAUGACGGUCGCUGGUGUCAUCCUCGCCGUCCUCUACAAGAGAUCUACCAACGCCCCCGUCACCUGGAAAGAUCAAGCCGCUAUUGUCGCAGCGUCCGCUAGCCAUUUCCUUCUGGAAUGGCCUUCUCAUCGUUCAGACGUCAAAAUCACUCCGGGCGAUGAUACAGCGCUAGGUGCCGGCUUGUUUGACCAUCCUACCGCAACUUUCUUCACCGAAAUCGCCAUCUUCCUGGCCGGCCUCUGGGUCUAUGCAACCUUCUCUCCUCCCUCGACCAAGGCUGGGUAUAAGCGCAGCCCUAACCGCCUGUGGGGCAUCGUCCUCUUCCUCAUUGGAGCGCAGGCCCACUUCUCUUUUGGCUCAGCUCCGACGACCGAAACGCGCUGGGUGCACGCGCCUCUCUUCCUUGGUCAAGUUCUGGCCAGCUGCUGGUUGCUGGGCAAACUUGAGUCAUGA
Molecule: messenger RNA, 669 nt
Organism: Dichomitus squalens LYAD-421 SS1
Lineage: Eukaryota; Fungi; Basidiomycota; Agaricomycetes; Polyporales; Polyporaceae
Exons: 5
Coding region: 1-669 (222 amino acids)
Source: RefSeq, a predicted model, not a curated record